Molecule: messenger RNA, 1672 nt
Organism: Juglans regia (Persian walnut)
Lineage: Eukaryota; Viridiplantae; Streptophyta; Magnoliopsida; Fagales; Juglandaceae
Product: hippocampus abundant transcript-like protein 1
Exons: 14
Coding region: 175-1506 (443 amino acids)
Biological process (GO): transmembrane transport
Molecular function (GO): transmembrane transporter activity
Source: RefSeq, a predicted model, not a curated record
CUCUCUCUCAAAUACAAGCGAAACGCAUUUAUGUAAAUGAGAAUAAAUUAUUACCAAAAGGCACGUCACAAUGGUGGAACAUUCAUACCUCAAAUGGAGGAGUAUUUCUUCGCGUAGAGUGUAGGACUAGCAACGUACGCCUUCUUCUGCACACACAGAGAGAGAGAGAGAGAAAUGGAUCAGAAGUUGGGAGAUUUGAGCCACCUCUUGGUGACAGUUUUCCUCUCAAGCUUUGCUAAUUUAAUGGUGGCACCAUCCAUUACCGAUGUCACCAUGCUGGCUCUUUGCCCUGGUCAGGAUCAGUGCUCCCUUGCAAUUUACCUCACUGGUUCCCAACAGGCGGUAAUAGGAUUGGGAGCGAUGAUAAUCACGCCACUGAUUGGGAAUCUGUCGGACGAGUACGGGAGGAAGGCAUUACUCACACUUCCCAUGACCAUAUCCAUUAUUCCACUAGUAAUAUUGGCAUAUAGCAGGACGACCAACUUCUUCUAUGCGUACUUCGUGUUGAGGACUCUCACUGCCAUGGCCAGCGAAGGCAGCAUCAAUUGUCUUGCUCUUGCUUACCUGGCAGAUAACAUCCCAGAAAGACAAAGGGCAUCAGCAUUCGGAAUUCUAGCUGGGGUAGGUUCAGCUGCAUUUGUAUGUGGAACCUUAGCGGCUCGUUUUCUUUCCACUGCUUCUACGUUUCAGGUUGCUGCGGUCGUGUCAAUCCUUGCAGCAGUUUAUAUGAGAGUUUUUCUUAAGGAAAGCAUACCCAAUGGGGAUGGUUUAAGGCAGCCGAUCUUGAAGGGAGAACCGGAUGAUUUUAAAUAUGAUGAUGAUCGUGUACAAAAUACUUCACAGGCCUUUAAGAGGAUUCCAUCAAUUGGGGAUCUGAUCUGCCUGAGAAGGAGUAGCGUGACAUUUUCACAAGCGACAGUUGUUUCCUUCUUCAAUAGUCUUGCAGACGGUGGAAUACUAGCUACGUUACUGUACUUCCUAAAGGCCCGUUUCCACUUCAACAAAAACCAAUUUGCUGAUCUAAUGCUAAUUUUAGGAGUUGCCGGGACCAUUUCACAGCUGCUAUUCAUGCCCAUAUUGGCACCUGUUAUUGGAGAGCAGAAGUUGCUUUCCAUAGGUCUCUUAAUGGGCUGUGCAAGCAUGUUUUUCAACAGCAUAGCUUGGUCAGUAUGGGUUCCAUAUGCAUGUACAUUGUUUUCGAUCUUCACUGUCUUCGUGCAACCAAGCUUACGCAGCAUCGUUUCGAAACAAGUUGGGGCCAAUGAGCAGGGGAAGGCUCAAGGAUGCAUUUCUGGCAUAAGUUCCUUUGCCAACAUUGUUUCCCCAUUAAUUUUUAGCCCUCUAGCAGCUCUGUUCCUGUCUGAAGGAGCACCAUUCUACUUCCCUGGUUUCAGUAUAAUGUGCAUUGGGCUUGCCACGAUGAUUGCCUUCAUUCAGAGCAUUAUGAUAAGGGAAGUGAGUUCAAGUGAUCACAAAACUGAGGGUAAUCACAGCAUGGAGGCCUAGUUCUUAUACUGUAGAGUUUACAUAUUCCAACAACUAUUUCUGUAGCCUUCGUUUUGUUCUGUUUCUGUCUGAUCCCCCAAGAAGCACAUAGAACAAGCCUAGUACCAAGAGAUAAACAGGAAAUGACUAUGCAUCAAAAUAUAUAUACAUCAAGAACAGCCUAUAA